AUGUAUCGUGUCGUGUACAUGUUCCCUCCACUGCCGAUCACCGUUCCUAUGACCGCCCGGUUAAAGUCUUUUUGUACCGAAUUAAAAAACAACCAAGUACAGGGACUGUGUUUCCUCACUAAAGUCCCACGUAAUAUUUGUACCGCUCUUGUUGUGAGCCGUGUUCCGUGGUGUGGUGAGUGCUCGGUCCCCCAGGCCUUCCUCUCGCUGACCCGCGCGCUCAGCGACGCCAAGCGGCCCCCGGCGGAGGCCCGGCCGGCCCCCCCGCCGCCCUGCGCCCCCUGCUGCCGCCUGCUCUAA
This is a messenger RNA of Danaus chrysippus (African queen), 300 nucleotides long. Lineage: Eukaryota; Metazoa; Arthropoda; Insecta; Lepidoptera; Nymphalidae. The record is from the annotation of a GenBank genome assembly.